UUCCCGGAGCGGCUACGGACGCGAUACUGGAGCCAACCGGCCAAGACGCAAUGAGGCGUCCAGCUUCCAGCCCACCCCUCGGGGCAGAAAAGGACUUCAGUCUGGGACACUCCCACUGGAGCAGGUCCUUGCGUGCUCCCACACGGGAAUCAUCGCUAUCUCUGUGCAUUUAUUUUUUUGUUUUUUUGAAAAAGGAAAAACAUUUCUCAAGUUAAUUUUUAAAAUCAGAGUAAAGCAGCAAUAGUUAGUAACUGGCCGAAUUAGCCUCGUCCUUUGGUUAAUUGCUCACCUGGUUGGGCGGUGAUCGGAUCGGUGCGGAGCGAAGCGGAUGCAGGUUUGACGCCCCCGGAGCGGCCAUGGGUCUGUAUCCCCUGGAGUUCAGCGAGUGCUCCCUGGACAGCCCGUCAUUCAGGGAGCGCAUCCGGGCGCACGAAGCGGAGCUAGACACAACCAGCCGCUUCAUAAAGGAGCUUCACAGGGAGGCCAAGAACCUCAUCAAUGCCACCACACAGUUGGGUGUGGCCCAGAGGCGGUUUGCAGAAUGUCUCGGCAUGUUCCAGUUUGAGUAUAUCGGAGACGCCAAGACGGAUGACGAGAAAUGCAUCGACGAGUCUUUGCAGGAGUUUUCCUCUUUCCUAAAGAACUUGGAAGACCAGCGGGAUCUGAUGAUGCAGAACAUCACAGAGACUCUCCUGAACCCCCUGGAACGAUUCCGUAAGGAGCAGCUAGGCUCAGCCAAGGAAGGAAAAAAGAAGUAUGACAAGGAAACGGAAAGGUACUACAGCUCCCUGGAGAAGCUGUUAACUGUGUCAGCGAAGAAGAAAGACCAGCAUCUGCAGGAGGCGGACCUGCAGGUGCUGAGGCAGCGGUUCCAGGAGGAGUCUCUGGAGUACAUCUGCAAGCUGCAGGAGAUACAGGAGAGGAAGAAGUACGAGUGUGUGGAGCCGAUGCUGGCCUUCUUUCAGACCGUCUUCACCUUCUACCACCAGGGAUAUGAGCUGGCGAAGGACUUCGACCAUUACAAGCGGCAGCUGCAGAUUAAUAUUCAGAACGCGAGGAGCCGUUUCGAGGGCACCCGGUCCGAGGUGGAGGAGCUCAUGAAGAAGUUCAAAGGAGCCCCGAGAGAGCACCGGCAGAUCAGCCCCAUCAGCGUCGAGGGCUACCUCUACGUGCAGGAGAAACGGCCCGCGCCCUUUGGGUCCAGCUGGGUGAAGCGUUACUGCACCUACAUCAAGGAGCAGAAGGUGCUGCAUAUGCUGACGUUCGACCACCGGUCGGGAGGCAGGAUCGGUGAGAAAGACUCCGUCACCUUAAAGUCGUGCUUGUGGAAAACUGCAGACGCACUGGACCGGAGGUUCUGCUUCGACAUCGAGGUCUCUGACCGACCCAGCCAGGUCCUCACCGUCCAGGCCCUGUCAGAGGAGGACCGGAAGUUCUGGAUGCAGGCCAUGGGUGGGACAGAGCCUGUUUGUUACCUAAAGAAGUUUUAUUCAAAAGAAAGAGGCAUUGAUGCACAGCUGGACAAAGUGGGGUUCACCUUUGUAAGGAACUCCAUCGGUGCUGUGGAAAGAAGAGGCAUCAAAGACCUGGGACUGUACAGAGUUGAAGGGGUGGUGUCCAAGGGGCAGAAGCUCCUCAACAUCCUGAUCAGCGGUUCUGUGUUACCCCCAGACGAGAUAGACGGCAGUGAGCUGGAUCUGAGCACGUCUGAGGAAUGGGAUAUCAGGACCAUAACCAGUGCAUUAAAACUCUACCUCAGGAGUCUCCCUGAGCCCCUGAUGACCUACGACCUCUACAAGGACUUCAUAAACCUUGCCAAGAGCGCCAGCCCGGGGUCUCGAGCGCAUGCCGUCCUCGGCCUGGUGCACCGGCUGCCCCAGGAGAACCAGGAAAUGCUGGGGAUGCUCAUCAAGCACCUCGCCAACGUGGCGGCAAACUGCAAGGAGAACCAGAUGACGGUGGCCAACCUGGGCGUGGUGUUUGGGCCCACUCUCAUGAAGCCCGAGGAAGAGACGGUGGCUGCCAUCAUGGAGCUGAAGUUCCAGAACAUCGUUGUGGAGAUUCUCAUUGAGCACCAUGAGAAGAUCUUUGGCUGCCCCCCUGAGGUACAGUCUUUCAGCGCUUCCACCCAGCAGUCCAGCGGACAAGAUGACCAUGGUGGGCCACCAUCCGACCUCCAGGAAGUUACUGUCGAGGCAGCUGCGAGCACAUCAACUCCGGAUGAAAUGUCUUCAGCGACCAGGGAGUCCAGCUCUGCUCUUCCGGCCGAAGAGAGUGGGCAGCCUGCAAACCACGAGGAGGGACCUCCCAGGCCCUACUCGUCCAUGGUGAUGUGGAUCAACUCUGAGCCACUCCCUCCCCCAGCUGACGAGCAGGGUGACGAGCGUGCAGAAAGGGCAGCCCGGGCGGUGUAUGCGUGCGAAGCAGAGCACACUUCUGAGCUCUCCUUCCAGGUCGGCGCGAUAUUCCACCGCGUGACUGACUCGAAGGAGCCCGGCUGGCUGGAGGGCGAGCUGGACGGCAAGAGAGGCCUCAUACCGAAGAACUACGUGGUGAUGCUAUAGACCCAAAACAAUCAGACGGUAUCCAUGACGCUGCGUCUCCACGGCGACACACGGCAAGUCUGGGGCACACCAUCAACCCAGAACCUGCCAAAGAUGAUCAUUGUAAAUCUGAAUCUCAAAAGGGAAAAUGUGCAAGGUGUGAUUUAAAGGAUAAGGGUGAGAAAAAGUUGAAUGUAUUUUAAGUGUUUAGAUUUUAAUGUCUGUCAUUUCUGACUGUUUUAAUAAUAUGCAUGUAUUGUGAUCUGUGUGGUGUUAAUGUACACAGAGACAGGUAUGAUGAAUAACCUGCGGAGUAGCUCUAUAAGACCUAUAAAGUGACCUGUUAAAAAAGACCCGUUAACUGACUGCCUGGGAAGGGAGGACUGUUACUGAGCUGAUCAGCUGACCUUGACUCUCAGCUGAGUUUUGGUGACAUCGUCCUUGGAUGUUUGUCACCGUCUGUGUUGCACUGCACCAUGUGCUGUGACUGUUUUCAUAGCCCACUGCAGAAGCUAAAGAGCCACUCUACAUAAAACAGAAGGUCCUUGUAGGGUUUGCAAAACCAUUGACAGAUGAUAUUGCACUGCAGUCACUGGCCGUGCUUGUCUGCAAUGGUGUAUUUGUAUGCAUCAGUUCUGAGGGACUAAAAGGCAGUCGGGCGUUUUCUUUUAAGGUUUCAACUCCAGUGAUGCUUCCAGAACCUUUGGAAGCACCUUUAUAGCGUCCUUCUCCGGUUUGUGCAUCCUGCUCCUUUCUGCAUUUAAUGUUAAUGUUUAAUUUUAAAAUGCAGCCCGUAUGCGGAUUCUUCUUUAUUUUGUCAAAUAAAGCAUUUAUAAUCUCA
Molecule: messenger RNA, 3384 nt
Organism: Brienomyrus brachyistius
Lineage: Eukaryota; Metazoa; Chordata; Actinopteri; Osteoglossiformes; Mormyridae
Gene: arhgap10
Product: Rho GTPase activating protein 10
Exons: 23
Coding region: 357-2564 (735 amino acids)
Biological process (GO): signal transduction
Cellular component (GO): cytoplasm
Molecular function (GO): GTPase activator activity; protein binding
Source: RefSeq, a predicted model, not a curated record